Coregonus clupeaformis (lake whitefish) is the source of this 2269-nucleotide messenger RNA. Its product is annotated as NEDD4 family-interacting protein 1-like. Gene Ontology annotation, molecular function: WW domain binding. Gene Ontology annotation, cellular component: perinuclear region of cytoplasm; Golgi apparatus; endoplasmic reticulum. The transcript has 8 exons. The record is from RefSeq and is a predicted model, not a curated record. Gene Ontology annotation, biological process: metal ion transport; vacuolar transport; ubiquitin-dependent protein catabolic process. Lineage: Eukaryota; Metazoa; Chordata; Actinopteri; Salmoniformes; Salmonidae. The coding region runs from base 157 to 804 and encodes 215 amino acids.
ACAGUGUGAAGGGAGGAACGACACACCAGACUUGGGAGGAAGAGGAGAUGGCGGAGCUGUGCUAGUUUCGAGUGUUAGCGUACAGUAUCAAUAUUAUAUUCGGCUCACAGUUUGUCAAACAAGUGAUCAUUUUCAAACUCUCAACGUCCAUCCAACAUGGCCGAGCAAAUCAGCAACGUUAGAUAUCAAGAGCUGUUGAAUGAGGAGGAGCCAGCAGUUGCCCAGCCUCCCCAGGAGGAAGCAGCUGUCCUGGAAGCCCCUCCCCCCUACAGCAGCAUCUCAGCUGCCAACGCAGCGUUCUUUGACUACAAGGAGGAUGCAGGCAGGUUCCCCAACCCCCCGUCCUACAACGUGGCUACCACACUGCCCUCCUAUGAUGAAGCAGAGAGGACCAAAGCUGAGACUGGCGUGCCUCUGGUCCCUGGCAGGGUCGUGGAGGAUGACUUUGACGAUACUGACCAGCUGCGGAUAGGGAAUGAUGGCAUUUUCAUGCUCACCUUCUUCAUGGCAUUCCUGUUCAACUGGAUUGGUUUCUUCCUGUCCUUCUGUCUGACCACUUCUGCAGCCGGUCGGUACGGAGCCAUCUCUGGGUUCGGCCUGUCUCUCAUUAAAUGGGUUCUCAUAGUCAGGUUUUCCACCUACUUCCCUGGCUACUUUGAUGGGCAGUACUGGCUGUGGUGGGUGUUCCUGGCAAUGGGCUUCAUGCUGUUCGUCAGAGGGUUUGUCAACUACUCCCGGGUUCGCAAAAUGGCCGACCCCACUUACACCACACUGCCCCGAACGAGAGUCCUGUUCAUCUACUGAAGCUGGUUAUUGAAUAAACAAACCGUCCCUGGAUCUGGAUAAAGAAUCUUGGAUGUUUGAAAAGCAUCACACCGACAAAAAAGCAACAAAACUGCAAAAGUCUAAAACCAAACUCCUCAGAUACCCAUCACCACGCGGCCAAUCACCACGCGGCCCAUCACCACGCGGCCCAUCACCACGCGGCCAAUCACCACGCGGCCGGAUGGAAAAACACAACGAAAUCUUGAUGAAGACAACUCUUGUAACAUUCAGGAAUUAAAUAAGUAUCUUUUAUUAUUUUAUUUGAAAACUUCAUUAAUGGAUUAUGGUAGUCAUUUAACUAUGUACUCAUUAGUGGCGAAUGUUGUGCUAUUUUACAUGUUCAGUCUGUAAUGUAUGGGUAAUGCCUUCUAUCAUUUGAUGGUGGUGUAUUAGCAUGCAUCUGCCCCUCAAGCCAAUAGGGAUCAGUCUUAUUUCGGUAACACUUUGUUCAAAGCCCACAGGUAUAAUGCAUUACAAUGCAGUCAUAAUGCACUAUAAGACUUGUCAUAAGCACCUUUAUGUUUUCGUAUCAGUUCAUAGUAAUCAUGAGAUCAACCAGUUCAGGAUGGAAAAAAAUAGUCACAUAUGGCAUUACAAUUUGAGUUUGUAAUAAAACAUAUUGACGUUUUAUACAUGCUUAUAACAAGUAAUUAUGCCCAAUACCUGUCGGCUCCAUAAGAAGCCUUAUUUCUAGCCAAUAGAGGGCAGAGUUCUAUGCUACAUUUUGAGUCAUUAAUUAUUCCUAUAAGACAGAAUCCUACCUUUUACGUUUGAGGUAUGUGCGCACAUAAAGUAUCGUACGUGCACAUCUGAAGGUAAAGAUGUCGUGCAAGUGUUUUUGUUGUACAAGUCAUGCAGUUUUAUUGUUUAGUGUAGAGAAUUACCACAUUAGGUAUGUAAACUAACUAUGAUGCUAUCAUAAAAUGUAAGCAGGUGCACUUUCAGAAACAUUCUAAUAAAACCCCAGGGAGUUCCUCCCAAUGGAAACGGACAUAUUAUCCAUGCAAUCAACUAUACAUGACCAAACGGUAGUACCUGUAGUUAUUCAGUGAGUACAGAGCUUUCAUAAGGGUGAUAUGGCAAUUUAUAAGUGGUCUAUGACCAUACUAAUUAGAUGAAGUAAGAAGACAAGAAAAUAUACUCUUACUUGUCGAUCUUUCUCUUUAAGCAAUUGUUGGCAAAUUAUUAACUAAAUUCUCUCAAACCCGCUCUAACGGACCCCCCUGUAUGCCAGCCAGUCUGUUUUAAACCAGUUGUUUAGAUUUCUUGCUUAGCCCUGUAUGUGGAAUGGUACAGCGCAGCUAAGAUCCAAACCCAGUCCGAGACACACACAGCUCUGAUCUCUGUGGGAAGUGGUACAGCUGGAUCCUUGGGAUUUUAUUGUUAUGAGAUGUUUUAAACUGUAAAAAAGCUUCAUGUCUAAUAAAUGUCACUUUUUAAAAGA